AUGGCGUUGGUGAAUUUUAGUUUGCCCUAUCAAUCGGUUACGAUGGCACCGUUUCUUUACGCGGGCUCAACCGGAGGCUACACGACCGCCAACAGUCUUCGUUUGAACACCGUGUUACCAUCGGGAUCUAUGAUCGGUUAUGAUGAACGGCAAAACUUUCGUAACGAGCCGAUUCGUACUUCACCGAUCAAGUACCAUCAACGUAGUCAAUCUGCGCAGCAGAGGAAUCAUGAGAUUUAUACGGAACACACGUCCUUUUCGACACAAAAUACCCAUUACUCUGAGUAUAAUCAAGACUUUAGAAGAACGCAACCGAGGCAGCAACAACAGCAACAGGUGAGACCGCCGCUUGCCUCAUCAUUUCAGUAUCAGCAAUCGCCUGAACACAUCAAAACUCGGAUAGAAGAGCAACAAAAUUAUCCAGAAAGACCUAUCAGUUACACAAGUGUCAAUAGUGGAAGCUCCAGCGGUCCAGGUACUAAGACUUCGGUCCACGCCGUAUUGGAUUACGACGACGACUUCGAUGAUUACUAUGAUGACGAAGAUCAUGACAUACCGAUAAAUACGCAUGUCACGCCUAUCCAGGGUCCAAUCUUCCUGAAGAACAAUUCCGUGCCUGUGGUACCUCUAUAUUCAUAUCCCCAACUGAACAACGGGACGUUUUUGCAAAUACCGAUAUUAUGGACUGCGCUUUCGGUAGUUUUGGGUGCUGAACUGAGAGGAGACUUGGUACGAGGCGCACCAUGUAUCAAGAAACAUCAUCAAUUGUUCUGUCCGACCGCUGGAAACACAUAUCCAAUAGAACGAAUAGAACGUUUUAUUGAUGAAAAUAAAGCGUUAAUGAAAAGAAUGUAUGGCGAUUUUGAAAUGAAUCCAGAAUAUAGAUCGAAUGAACGCGGACAUCGUACUAAGACACAAAGAAAAAGUAGAGAAGCGCGGAAACACGAUAUUUUGGAUGGGGGACCGAGAGAUGACUCGCACAUAGAGAGCCAGUUUAGCGAUGAGUAUUUUAGUAAGAGUAGAAAUACUAGACAACCUUUCAGAAAAAAUCGCAGCACAGAAAGUGGCAGAAUUGACGCGUGCGAAUCGAAAGUUGAAAUAGUAACUCCUUAUUGGGCAAGCAACAGUGCUGGAAAGAUUCGCGCAAUUGUGAAUACUCAACAUUUUGAGCAAGCGAUACAUCAGGAAGUGUGCUCAAAAACACAAACAAAUCGAUGCAACAGAGACUGCGGAUGCGAGCAAAAGUACAAAUGGCACAGAUUACUAGCAUAUGAUCCAGACAACGACUGUAAGGGUAUAUUCAUGGACUGGUUCCUAUUCCCCUCUUGCUGCGUAUGUAGAUGCGAUCCUGUCAACAAUAGCAAGUUCUCAUCAUCUGGUGGUCGAAGUUGAUCUAGAAAUUAACAUAGAGAUUGACAAGCUACGAAAUGUGCCAUGUAAAAUGUAAACUCUGAUAACUAAUUCAACGCAUUUAAACAAUAAGGACCGAUGACAUCCAGUAACUAUAGUUAUAUAUUAUAUAUAAAUAAAAAGUAUGUAAUAGGUAGGCACGAUCAUUUGCAUAUCGGCUAAUUUGAGCGAUCUACCUAAACAAAUCUUGAUUAAAAA
Cyphomyrmex costatus is the source of this 1608-nucleotide messenger RNA. RefSeq names its product Spaetzle domain-containing protein 3 (gene spz3). The record is from RefSeq and is a predicted model, not a curated record. Gene Ontology annotation, molecular function: growth factor activity; Toll binding. Gene Ontology annotation, cellular component: extracellular region. The transcript is spliced from 6 exons. Bases 1 to 1392 code for a protein of 463 amino acids. NCBI's taxonomy places the organism in Eukaryota, Metazoa, Arthropoda, Insecta, Hymenoptera, Formicidae. Gene Ontology annotation, biological process: innate immune response; central nervous system formation.